Messenger RNA from Hevea brasiliensis (rubber tree), 1019 nucleotides. RefSeq lists its product as uncharacterized. The coding region runs from base 243 to 644 and encodes 133 amino acids. Lineage: Eukaryota; Viridiplantae; Streptophyta; Magnoliopsida; Malpighiales; Euphorbiaceae. Gene Ontology annotation, cellular component: cytoplasm; nucleus. The transcript has 5 exons. The record is from RefSeq and is a predicted model, not a curated record.
UUGAUUGGGCACGGAAUGCCUAGAGCUGGAAAAUUCCAAUCGUAAGAAAACUUUGGAGGCUAGCGACCAGCGAGCAAUAUUAUAGCAGUAUUAGGCUAUUAGCAUCAUUAGCGUGGCAGUACGGCACGCCGUACGACCGAGUUUAUCCCCAACCACAACCGACGCUACAAGCAAAACUCAAGGUUCGCUAUUCCACCGCUGCGACUCCUUCCGUCUUUCUUGCCUAAGCCAAAGGCUGAAACAUGAUGAUGUGGGACGAUUGGGGCGAUUGCCACCAGGACCAAGACCAAGACUCAGACUCGCACCUUAAUUUCGAUUUCCUUUCCCUUGUAUCCAAGCCCAAGGAUUACUAUAAAAUACUGGAGGUGGACUAUGAUGCCAGCGACGACGCAAUUCGCUCCAAUUACAUACGCCUCGCUCUGAAAUGGCAUCCGGAUAAGCAAAAAAACCAGGAUAGUGCGACUUCGAUAUUUCAAGAGAUAAAUGAGGCUUACCACGUUUUGAGUGAUCCUGUCAGGAGGAGAGAAUAUGACAAGAAAGAGAUGCUUUAUGUCCAUGAUUAUAACAUAAUCGAUUAUCUUAAUCGCUACAAGGGCCUUAUAUUAACAUGUAAUGGUCUUGGGAUUAGAAAUUCAAUCUGGUAAAUCUAAAACCGCUAUGCAUUUGCAUUGCCACAACUGUUCCUCAUACAUGGCAACACUAUUAAAUUUGCCGAGUAUCCGUUAGCAACUAACACUGUGGAGUAUGAAGAGCAGCACAUUAAGAAUGCACUGCGGAGUUGUAGGCGCAUGUGCAUUAAUAUGGUAGACAUUGAUAGUUUAAUGACCAGUGUAACAUCAUGUAUCUGUCGUCUCAUCGCUUUUGAGGGUAGCGAUCUUGCUGAUAUCUUAUGGUGAUUUUUUUAGCUUCUCAUAAUGUGGUCGUUGUAGUUAUCAGUGGUGGUUUGUUUUAUUCAACCGGAAAAACAGCUGUUAGUGAAUAAUUGGGAUUGAGUGAUGUUCAAGCCAAUUCAAAGCAAA